Apis mellifera (honey bee) is the source of this 1079-nucleotide messenger RNA. RefSeq names its product NAD-dependent protein deacylase Sirt4 (gene Sirt4). The transcript has 4 exons. Lineage: Eukaryota; Metazoa; Arthropoda; Insecta; Hymenoptera; Apidae. The record is from RefSeq and is a predicted model, not a curated record. Bases 1 to 942 code for a protein of 313 amino acids. Gene Ontology annotation, molecular function: NAD+ binding.
AUGAAUAUUAUAUGUAUGAGGUCAUAUAAAAGUGCUAAUAUAAUAGAAACCUUAUUAUGUAGAAGAUAUUUAUCAGAUUUUUUAUUUGUUCCUAAAUGUGAACCUACAAAAGAUUCAUAUUUAUUGAAGUUAAAAGAUUUUAUUGAUAAUCAUGAUAAUAUCUGUGUAUUAACAGGAGCAGGAAUAUCUACAGAAAGUGGUAUUCCUGAUUAUAGAUCUGAAGGUGUUGGACUUUAUGCAAGAAGUAAUCAUAAACCAGUUCUUUAUAAAGAUUUUUGUAACAGUGAUGCUAUUAGAAGACGAUAUUGGGCUAGAAAUUAUAUAGGUUGGCCAAGAUUUUCUUCUAUCAAACCAAAUAAUACACAUAAAAUAUUAACAAAAUUAGAAAAUGCAAAUAAAAUAAGAUAUAUUAUUACUCAAAAUGUUGAUAAUUUGCAUACAAAGGCAGGUAGCAAAAAAGUGAUAGAAUUACAUGGAACAGCAUUUAGAGUAAUGUGUCUUAAUUGUAAUGAAAGAAUAUGUAGAUAUUAUUUGCAAGAUAUUUUUGAUAGAAUUAAUCCAAAUAUGACAGUAACUAGUCAAAUGAUCAGACCUGAUGGAGAUGUGGAAUUGACACAAGAACAAGUAGAAGAAUUUAAAGUUCCAAUAUGUGAAAAAUGUGAUGGUAUUCUUAAACCAGAUAUAAUUUUCUUUGGUGAUAAUGUUCCACGUAAAAUUGUAGAAAAUAUAAAAUAUAAUAUUGAGCAUUCAGAUUCCCUUUUAAUUAUAGGUACUACAUUAACUACAUUUUCUAGCUAUAGAAUAGCAUUACAAGCUAAUAAUAUUGGAAAACCUAUAGCUAUAUUAAAUAUUGGAAAAACUAGAGUAGAUAAUCUUGCAAAAAUUAAAGUGGAAGGUAGAUGUAGUAACGUCCUAUCGAAAAUUUAUUCAAUGCUCAAUUAGCAUAAAAAAUAUAUUAUAUUUUAAUGAAAUAUUUUAAUGGAAAUAAUAUAAAUAAUUCUUUAUUUAUUUUUUAAAUCAUGGCUGUAAUUAUUUCAUUAUUUAUUAUGUAUAAUUCGUAUAAAUAAAAGAUCUUCAAU